Brassica oleracea var. oleracea is the source of this 790-nucleotide messenger RNA. Its product is annotated as codeine O-demethylase-like. The transcript is spliced from 3 exons. Lineage: Eukaryota; Viridiplantae; Streptophyta; Magnoliopsida; Brassicales; Brassicaceae. The coding region runs from base 40 to 783 and encodes 247 amino acids. The record is from RefSeq and is a predicted model, not a curated record.
GGUUUCUUCGAGCUGCCGGCGAAGGAGAAAAAUAAAUUUAUGUCGAACGAUGUGUAUGCACCAGUUAGGUACACUACGAGUCUAAAGGACGGUUUGGACAAGACCCAAUUUUGGAGGAUAUUUCUAAAGCACUAUGCACAUCCUCUCCAUCGUUGGAUUCACCUCUGGCCUCAAAACCCACUUGAAUACAGGGAAAAAAUAGGAAAGUUUUGCGAGGAGGUGAGGAUUCUAUCUCUCGAGAUAAUGGGAGCAAUAACGGAGAGCCUAGGACUAGGAAGAGACUACAUGUCUUCUCGGAUGAGCGAAAACGGCAUGCAAGUCAUGGCCGUUAACUGUUAUCCACCGUGUCCGGACCCUAAGACGGCGCUAGGACUGCCGCCACAUUCAGACUACAGUUGCAUCACCAUCCUUCUACAGAACUUGACUGGUCUCGAGAUCUUUGAUCUGACGGCUCACGGUGGCUCUGGCCGCUGGGUUCAUGUCCCAGAAGUCAAAGGUGUACUCAAGGUACAUAUUGGUGACCAUGUCGAGGUGCUAAGCAAUGGAUUAUACAAGAGCGUCCUUCAUAAAGUUACUCUGAACGAAGAGAAGACGAGAAUCUCCCUCGCGAGCUUGCAUAGCUUGGGUAUGGACGAUAAGAUGAGCGUACCGUGCCAAUUGGUUAACGAUGAAAACCCGGUUCGGUAUAGAGAGAGCAGUUUUAAUGAUUUUCUUGGUUUCCUUGUCAAGAAUGACAUCUCUCAAGGGGAUAGGUUCAUUGACACUCUUAGAAUCAAGGACUGAUCGAGUU